Molecule: messenger RNA, 1338 nt
Organism: Peniophora sp. CBMAI 1063
Lineage: Eukaryota; Fungi; Basidiomycota; Agaricomycetes; Russulales; Peniophoraceae
Source: the annotation of a GenBank genome assembly
AUGGGCCGCAUCCUGGGCCGGAUAGUCGUCGGACUGACCCUGUCGCUCAUUGGCUUCAUCGCGUACUCAAGUCAGAUAUUCAUUAUAUGGCCGUGGUACGGGCGUGAACUCUCGGUUUCUCUGCUCGCUUUGCUUGUACCCUUCAAUGUACUCGUUGGAAUGCUCCUUUGGAACUACUGGCUAUGCGUGACGACAGACCCCGGCACCGUUCCGGACAAUUGGCGGCCCGACGUGAACGCCGAGGACUAUGAAGUGAAGAAACUGACGGGGGCCCCGCGGUUCUGUCGAAACUGUAACAAGUUCAAGCCGCCGCGCGCGCAUCACUGCAAAUCCUGUAAACGCUGUGUACUCCGCAUGGACCAUCACUGUCCAUGGGUUGACAACUGCGUCGGAUUCUACAACUAUGGCCACUUUCUUCGGUUCCUCUUCUUCGUAGAUGUCUCCUGCACAUACCAUGCUAUCAUGGUCACGCAGCGUGUGUUAUCCACUCUGAAUAUGUCCUACUGGGAAGGUCCUGGAACCGUGGAGUUCAUCUUCAUCAUUCUCAAUUUUGUAACUUGUAUACCCGUGCUUCUGAUGGUGGGAGGCUUCAGCCUCUACCACUUCUGGCUUCUCUCUGGCAAUACCACGACUAUUGAGGGCUGGGAGAAAGAUAAGGCGGCGACACUCAUGCGAAGAGGCAAGAUACGAGAGGUCAAGUUCCCCUACCACCUGGGGUUCCGCAGGAAUCUCGAGUCCGUCCUCGGCCCAAACCCCAUGCUGUGGUGUUAUCCUUCCGUACCGCAAGGCAACGGCCUGAAAUUCCAACUCUCCGAUACAGACGGUGUCACCGUGUAUGAAGAUCAAUGGCCCCCUCGCGAUCCAAGCGCGCCACAACGAGACUUUCAGCUGCCGGACUCCCCGUGGACGUACGAGAACGGGUCUUAUAACCCAAGCCUAGCGCCAUCUAACUCUAUGCGCCGCCGCGUGGGAGCAGGGGGCGCCGAUGUGCCGCCGUAUCAUCCAGAUUACGAAGAAUCGUUGGACGGGGAGUACGUGGCCGCAGGCUACGAUUCGGGCGAAGAUGAAGAGGACGAUGAUGCGAUGGAACGCUGGGCGCAGGCGGACUUGCCACGUGUGAGGAGAGGCUCGGAGGGGUACGAAGUACGCCCCAUGGACCGCGAAGAGAUCUUGGCGCGGUAUGUAGCCAGUCGCGGUGCCGAAGUUGGGAGGUACAGGCGAUAUAUACCUGAACCGCCGAGCGAGGAGGAGUCGGAGAGCGAGGAAGACGAGGAGCAGCCUCUUGCAGAUAAGGUUCAGGCAUGGCGAGCGAAGGCUGAGACGGACAAGGCGAAGUAG